AUGGAUAUAACCUAUUACGUAAUCCAACCAUUGAUAACAACAAUAAAAACUGGCAAUAUAGUACAUGAUUGUCUGUUAAUAGUGCUGGCUCUAUUUUGCUUAGCGUUUAUUGGUAAAUUGUCCGCUAUAUUUAUUGAUUAUUUAAUUGAUUAUUAUUUACCAAAUGUAUGUCAAUUUCGUCGCAUUAAAUCUCGUUACCAACUAGAUGUCAUUGUUAACACAAAAGAUUAUGGUUCAGCUAAAUAUUGUAUACCUGAUGAAUAUCUAUCAAUAUUGCAUCAUUUAUGCAGAACAAAUAUCAAUGUUAAAUCUGGUAUAAGAAUACCAAAUUUAACUUACGUACAAACAACCACUUAUAGUUAUUCAUCAACAAGAUCACCUACAGCAAUGUUUAAUGAACUGGAUGAUAUGAUGAAUUAUUUUAUAACGGGAACAGAAGACAUCUGUUUUGAUCAAUAUUUAUAUUUAAAAAUGGUGCCAACUAUUUCACCAACAGAUAAUCUGUUGGUGAAAUAG
This is a messenger RNA of Didymodactylos carnosus, 516 nucleotides long. NCBI's taxonomy places the organism in Eukaryota, Metazoa, Rotifera, Eurotatoria, Philodinida, Philodinidae. The record is from the annotation of a GenBank genome assembly.